Molecule: messenger RNA, 1805 nt
Organism: Phycodurus eques (leafy seadragon)
Lineage: Eukaryota; Metazoa; Chordata; Actinopteri; Syngnathiformes; Syngnathidae
Gene: alx3
Product: ALX homeobox 3
Exons: 7
Coding region: 1-1449 (482 amino acids)
Biological process (GO): regulation of transcription by RNA polymerase II
Molecular function (GO): RNA polymerase II transcription regulatory region sequence-specific DNA binding; DNA-binding transcription factor activity, RNA polymerase II-specific
Source: RefSeq, a predicted model, not a curated record
AUGGAGUCCACAAGAAGACCCGCAGAGAGUAGAACCCGCAUGAGAUGCUCGGAGGAGGCAGACGGGAAAGACGAGGACGAAAGGAAAGGCAGAGACGGCAAGGGCAGCCGGGGCGAUUGGUCCCCAGGCUACGGCUUCAAAAUGGAGGCUGUUAACAGGAGGUGGGCGGGGGCUGGGCCUGUCUGCCUUCAAGAGUUCACUGUUCCUCUGGCCCGCCUGCUCAUGCGAGGUGACACAAAGGACAGCUACCCGCCCUACUUCCCCCAGAAAACUGGAUCUUCAACAUGGACGCCAAUGGACUUCCAAAUUGAAUCAAAUGGGGCUCACGAGGCCUCUCAGCCCAAAUGGACCUCCUGUUUAUACACUUGUCCAUCAGCUGAGUGGCGGCGUGCGUCCUCGCGUAUCCGGCGAGAUGUCCAGACGACGUCUCCGCAUGAGAACAGCCGUCCCGCGGCCCAGCUCGCCUCGACCGCACCGGCCGGCGCCGGCUCCCCGUCGCCGGGCUCCUUCCUGCCGUGCGACGCGCACCGCGGAGGCGCGUACGCAGCCGCCGCGCUGCAGCGCGACUUCGGGGAUUUCUCGUCCAACCGUCCCGCCUCGCCGCCGGCGAAACACAGCAAGUUCUUGCACGAGACUUUCAACCAGGAGCACAAGGCCGCCGUUAUAAGCGGCAAUAAGGCGCCCUUCUACCACGAGAUCCGAGAGAAAAACGCUCUCAAAAGCCUGGGCUACUCCGGCAUGGGCACCGACUGCUUCGGCAAGCUGAAGGAGGCGGGUGGCGGUUUACCCGGCGGCGACUUGCCUAGCAGCGACUUCAUCGCCGACUCCAUCGACCUGUCGGGCAAGAACAAGAAGCGGCGCAAUCGCACCACAUUCAGCACCUUCCAGCUGGAGGAGCUGGAGAAGGUGUUCCAGAAGACGCACUACCCGGACGUCUACGCUCGCGAGCAGCUCGCCCUCAGGACCGAGCUCACAGAGGCCCGAGUCCAGGUUUGGUUUCAGAACCGUAGAGCCAAAUGGAGGAAGCGGGAACGCUACGGGAAGAUCCAGGAGGUCCGCAACCACUUCAGCACCACCUAUGAUAUUUCCCUCCUACCCCGCCAUGACCCCUACCAGAUGCAGGGCAAUCUGUGGCCAGGGGCUUCAGGAGUCGUCAGCGGCGCGUCGGCUACCGGCUGCGUCCUCGGACCUGAAUCCUUACCCUCCUCCUGCAUGGGUGCGUACGCUCACCCUCACAGCAACCUGCAGGGCUUCAUGGGCAUCCCGUCGUCACCCAGCCACGCCCACCACCACCACCACCCGCCACACCAUCCGGCCAUCAACGGCCUCUACUCCCUCCACAGCUUCCCCGGCGUGGAGGCUCCGGAGAACGACUACAAGCCGACGGGCCUGAUGGCGCUGCGAAUGAAAGCCAAAGAGCCGGGCAGUAUUCUGUCAUGGCCGACAUGACCGCCACGCUACCUGACAACUUCCCCACCCACAGACACCCCUGCCACCCCCACAUCCCUGCGGCGUGCACUGACUGAGCCAAAGCAUAUUACAUUUCUGUGUAUACAGUGAGCCGUCGCUAUUCAUUGGAGUCAGGGACCACGCCCCCGAUGCAAAUAUUGAAAAUCCAAGAAUAAUUGGCUAUAUAGCAGAAACACUUUUAUAUCAAUUCAAACCCAUCUUACAGUACAAAAAAAACAUUUAAUUUAGAAAAUAAUGCAAUGGAAGUGCGGGACGCUGACGUGUAUGUCACCACUUCACAACUUGUAUUAAUACCAAUUGCUACUUUCCUAUUAGCACUUAUUACAUUUUUGACU